GUGGACACUUUUAGGCCGAUGCAGCUGUUUCUGGUGAAGGUCAAGGUAGAGCGAGGGGAGCAGUACAAGGUGGCCUACAGGUGGCCUUUAGCAGAGCUGAAGCUGGUAGACGGCAAGACUCUCAAUCAGGCAGCCAGUAUUGUCCGUACCAUUCCAAAAAUGGGAUCUGCUCACCAGGUGAAGCUGCUGCACAAGCUCCCCGGGCUGAAGCAGAAGGCUGAGGCCAGGACGUGUUGACAUCUCUCAGGGUCCCACCACAGAGGCAAGCUCCCCAGUGCAGCCCAGUGCUCACGUCAGCACAGUGCCUCCCUGUUGCAUGGCUUGGCAGGUCCACGGCAAUCGAAACAAGAGCUCCUCUCUGUUUCUUAGCAGGUAGUAUCGACUACAGCCAAACCCCAGCUCAUGGGUCGACGUGCAGUACACGCAGCAAGGGCUUUGGUCGUCAGGUCUGCUCCGUUGUGCUGGGAAGCCCUCUGGCACCAGCAAAGUCCUGACACUGCGAGUCCAGCGGUGCUUAAACCUACAGCUCCCUUGACCAAAACAGUAUUAAUAUUUAUGAAGCGAUUAACGGAUGCCUCCCUGCUUUAAUAGCUCCUCGUAAGGCGCGCUAUAAACCAGGAGCAUUGCAAAUUCCUCCCCCAGCCAUCACCGCGCCGCGCCGUCGCAGGGGCUGCUGCCGAGCCUGCAAAGCAACGCGGGGGCGUGAUGUAUUGCUUCGAGGUGUUUAGAAAACAAAGCUUAAAGCGUCGCAGGACUGCAUCAAUCCUCAUAAACUCUGUGCCUGUUACGAUGAUUAGCAUCAAUAAUUAGAAGUGCGGCUUCUAAGCUCUCCAGAAGAUGAGGUCAGGCUGUGCCGCAGAGCUAAUGAGAUGGUGCAGGAAGGAGUUUCUUUCUGUGGGAUGUUCCUAGUCCUGCCACCUCCCUUAUCCUCUCCACCUGUAUACCCCUUAGUGGCAAAUACUAAGUCUCCUGUGGCUGGAGUUCCCCCUCCACGAGACUACAUCCUCGGGCAUAGAUAGAUGCAGAGAUAUUGACACUUAUACGGGUGGAAACAACCUGGGGAAAUGCCAAGGGUGCUCCUUUUCCAGUCCAUGCUCCUGUUGUCUUGGGUGACCUUCCCCUGCCAGGAAAUGGGGCGCCAGCAGAUGCCGAGUGAAGAUGCGUGAUACCACGGUGCUGCUGGGGGGAACUCAGGACCGCGCUUGUGGAAGCCUGUUUCUGGGUUUUCUCUGGGUGUCCCCAGUUCUGGAGUGAGGAGAGGUUUGGAAUCUCAGGUUGGAUGGGGAUUGCAGAGGGGAAUAUCUGCCGUGGGGGGCCGGGUGGGUGCUGGGCUUACCCUGAAUCCCUAACUCCGGUUGAUUCGAGCUUUCUCAUUCAGCACAUCAUCACGCUGCAGAGCUUAUUGCCAUGGGAUGCUGUAGAUGUCAACGCUAUGAAUAAGUUCAAAAAGCCAUCAGAGGAAAUCAGGGACAGUAGGUCCUUCAAGGGCUGUUAAACACCGGGCUGGGGAUACAACCUCUGGCUCAGCGAGCUGCUGGGUGACAGGCUGCUGGAGGCUGGCAGGGGAUCCGGAAGGCAAUAUAACUCUGGACUUGCCCUUUGAUUGCCUUUUCUCCCAAGUGUCUGCCACUGGCCACUGUCAAAAUUCAUCAGCAUUCUCAUCAGCUCCCACAGCCCGCAGUAAAAGGUGAGGGGUUUAUGUAAUCUGAAAAGAGAUCAGCGUGCUGGAUCAGGGCACUGGCACUGGUCGAUUGCUUAGCCUGACCCAGUACGAGCGUCCCGGUGUCCACUUCUAGGGUCAGAAUUGCUUUACAUCCUUUUAUUUUCAGUGCUUUUAUCAUGCCCAUGAUUAUUUGCCAAGUGGCAUGAACACACCACUGGAAUCCUACCCAGUUGCUCGGAGGUAGCAGCAGAAGUCCAGGGAAAGAUGUCUAUAUCCGCAGGAGAGAAACACGAAGGAGGAUUUGCAGUUAACUAGAGGAAUUGCCUGCUGUCAGCCUGGAAAUGCAGAGCCUGUCAGGGAAUUCAUUGAUUGAGAGACUUCAAAUCAAACUUCCGACAGCAUUUAACCCUGGGCAUGGAACAGGCGGUGUCCAUCCCAUCAGGUGGUGUGGGGGUGGUGGGGACGAUAGCCCAUUUUAGACAUUUUUUAUAUCUGAGUCUGACUAUACCUGUGCAGCUCCACCAAAACCAGUCCAGUCAUCGGCAUGGUGUGGCUGGUAGCACCGGUCUCCCUGGGGUCACCUUCAGCACGUCCAGCUGGUGCUUUGCCAGGUGGUGUCAGGGAGAUGUCAGGAUCAUCCCCCUGCUUGAAGGGGCUGAGCUGCCCCUGCAGACAGAGCUCUCUCCUCCAACAUCUGAGCCCUGUGCUAGUCUCCAUGGGGCUUCCUGGGGCCACCGAAGACCCCAAAGCUUGAAACAGCCGCGCAGAGGCAAGCCUGGAUUUUGAUCUGCACUUCGAUAAGGUUUACAAGUGGACCGCUAGCAGCUUUGAUGAGAAGAAAACCUUUAUCAGAUGCUUGUGGAAGCUGAACCACCGAUUCCUCGCCAGCUCGGUCACAUUUGUGAAUGUCCCCUCCUGUGCAGCGGAAGGGAGACAAAGGCCCCAAGAAGACAGGAAGGACACUGUGGAGACGGAGAGCCAGGAGGAGCUCAGUGUGUACCAGGAGAUGACACCAAAGGAAGCUGCCGAUGUGUUGAAGCUGAUGGAGGAGUACGAGCCCCUUGUGAACAACUCUGUGGCCUUUGCAGAGCAGCUGAGCAACGACCUCUAUGUGCUGGAUGAGGCCAACCUUAGAGCCAUGAUCUCUUCUGAGAAGCAGAUGACACAGCUGAUGAGCUCCAUUGACGAGGCCUUAGCAGAGGUGGCCAGAGUGGAGGAGACCUUGGAGAUCUGUGAUGAGUUACUGGGAAGCAUAAAGCAGCAGAUGGACCACAUCCACCAGGAAAACUCCUUGCUAGAUCGCAUUGUUUCCAACAAGACAAGGCUGAUGGAUGAGAUCCUCUUCCUCACGACCCGCCUCGACCUCAGCAGGGAACACUGUGAUGCCUUGAGCCGGGCGGAUCUUUCCAGCCCCAGCAGAGUGAAAGCCUGCAUUGCUGCAGCAGAGGCUUUAUCUGGCUGCAUGAACAUCCAAGUCCAGCCCGGUUACCGGAAACUGCAGUCUGUGGCUGAGCAGCUGAUCAUGUUUGAAACACUCAAGCAGAACUUUGAGAACUCUUUCAUCAGUCACAUUACGGCCAUCUUCGAGCUGCAGGGCAGCGCUCAGGUCCCUGCUCUUGGUCAGCCUGUUGACAAGCUCUCUGCACCAAGCCACGGACUCCACCAUGAGGAACUGGCACCCUACGCCCCGCUCAUGGCCUGGCUGAGGAACGCCAACCCGGUUCUGUUCUGUGAUCUCCCCAAGGUCUAUGCCCAGAACCUCAGCAGACUCUAUGACCGGGAAAUCAAAGCCUUUUUUGAACAAGCCAAAACCUCCUUGUUAGGAAGAAGAAAAGGAAGUCUUCAGGAAAGCUUAGAGAAGCCGAUGGCGAUGGGGAGCAGGCAGCAGUAUCGAUGGAGUCUCCCUGGGAGCAGAGAAGGUCAGGAGGACACACCGGACAAAGGCAACGUUAUCAAGAUGUUGGAGCAGGUGCUGAGAGAGCUGCAGCCCCUUUGCACCGCGGAGCAGCAAUUCAUUGAGAAAUUCUUCCAGUUAAGCCAGGACCCUGCAAACCUGCAGGUGCUGGAGGCAUCUGCCACUGGGGGAGGAGAGAGUACGGCACCUCCAGAGGACCCUCCUUGCACCAAGCCUCGGAGCCAACUAGAAGAACCUACGACCCGGCUGCUGAGUGAGAUCUUCAGUUGCCUGGAACCGGAGCUGAGAGGAUUUCUAGAUGUCUGCAAUAAGGUCCACCCAUUCGGCUGCUUGCAGGUCCUGGUUACCUUGAAUGACUCCGUCUUUGAGAUGUGGGGCUUUUCCUCAGCUCUCCCCCCGUCCUUCCUCAACGCUGUCCUGGGCAACAUGCUGCUCCUGGCCAAGAGCAGCUUCAACAAAUACAUUGGGACCUUGUGCAAAGACAUCGAGGAGGCAAAGAUACCCAGCAAGAUGAAAGGCGGGAUCCUGCCCUCUGUGAGCCGCUUUGAAGAGUUCGUGGACUUCUCGGAGGAGGUGUUCAGGACAGCUCGGCGGAGAGGGGAGCUGGACAAAGCACACCUCCAGCUGGCCGGCAGCGUCUUCAGCAGCAUCAAUAGUCUGUCCUCAGCAAACCUGAAGGUGAACACAGAUAUGGUCAUGAUGGAAAAUUUCCACCACAUUCACUGCUUCCUGUGCCAAAAGAAGAUCCACUGCCUGGAGGGCAAGAAGAGAGAAGCCAAACAAAGGUAUAGCGAGCACAUGGAGAAAUAUGUCAUCAAGUACCUGGGCCAGCCGCUGGAGAAGCUCAAUCACUUCUUUGAAGGGGUGAAAGCCCGUGUGGCCCAAGGGGUGAAAGAAGAAGAGGUCAGCUUUCAGCUGGCCUACAGCAAGCAAGAGCUGAGGAAGGUCAUUGAAAAAUACCCUGGCAAGGAAGUAAAAAGAGCCCUUGAGACCCUCUACAGGAAAAUCCACAAGUACCUCUCCCCAGAGGAAAACCUUUUGCCGGUGGUGUGGCAUGCUAUGGAGCAGGAGUUCAUACGUCAGUACCAGGAGUUUGAGGAUCUGAUCCAACGCUGUUAUGCAGGGUCAGGGAUUGCCAUGGACUUCACCAUGGAGGACUUACUGAGCUACUUCAACUCUAUCACUCUGUCCCACAUGUAGAGGGAACCCUCUCUGGAUGUCUGCUGGGAGCCACUCAGGAACCCUUGCCUGCAGCUACACCUCUAAGGAGCUAAACUCCAAACCCUUCCCAAGCUGAAGUUUGAUAUAAUGCGGUCCCAUCCUGAACUGGAGCCAAAGUGCCUCCAACUUAUUGGUCUUAGGCUAGAUCUCCCUUGGGGAAGUGAAGUUCUCAAACCCAAACCACAGCUUCAAGAAACCAUUAUGCAUCUAGUAAAAAAAAAAAAAAAAAAAAAGCCUUCCAAACCUCUGAUUUCUGCCAAACCUCACGCGAGUGCUGUACCUCUUCAGUAGACCGCUUCCCAGAGCAGCUAAGUAGCGAAAGACAUCUUUUCUCCAGGAACUCUCUCCUGUUUUUCUACUCUCAAAUUUCACAGCAAACCCGUGCUAAACAAGAAUAUUACAACACACUGAGACACCUGGAUGUGUGCGGUGUUACUAUUUCCAGGUGUCAGAAUGUGCACCGUUGCUCUACCAGCUCUUCAGUAGAGACAGAUGAAAGUUCAGAGAUAUUGAUGUGAAAAGUUUUAUUGCUUUUAGCUGAGAAAGGCUUUACUUACAUGCAAAGUGGAGUGGAGCGAAUGCUACGGUUCUAGAGAUCCAAACUGGUGUCUCAGGGAGUCGCCUGUUCUUACGCCAUUGUCUUAUGAAGCAUCCCAUAGCAGUGUCACAACUUGCUAAUAUAUUUUUGUUGUUGAAAAUACGGCCUCUGUAUCCCAUGAUGAUAACCAUGGGGCUAACAUACUGACUAUUAUAACUUUCUCUCUAAAAAACUGAAGAACUUGAACUUCUUGGUUCAGUACAAAAUAACAAUCGUGACAACAUACUGACGGUACAGGGCCAAGGACCAGGAUGUCAGUCUAUAAACUGAAACCCAGACCAGCAGGGUCAUUGGUCAGGUAGGGGCACAUCUGGAGCUAGACUAGGGACCAGCACCCCUACACCAAAACUCAGGCAUGGAGGAAAGCCCUCGAGAAAAGCUUAAAUAUGCUCCAGGACACAUGGGUGUGGGUGAAAGCCCCGGGUGAGGUUGGUCAAGGCUAUUAAGGCCAAUUAGUGCCCUCAAAGCCUUCUCAGGUGUUAAUGGUUCUGUUACUAGCACCUGUGGGAACAGCUUUGGGAGUUUUAGUAAAGAAAAGACAUUAGGAUUUUUCCUAUGAAAAUGAGGUUUGGGAGGUCCACCUGCCACUUGUCCCACUGUCUGCCAGCCCCAUUGUGUAGCUAUUGAACCUCUUCACCUGGAGUGGACAGGAUGUCAGAAAUCACCAGGACAGUCAGCUCCUGCAUGUCUUGUGGAAAUUGGGCUGAUAAAAGAGGUGUCGACGGCCUCCUCCAAGUGAGGUCGCAGCAUGAGCCGAGCAGCUCUCUGUCCUGCUUGCCCCACUCCAGGCCAGCUGGUACAAGUCUUCUGCAGAGCCUGCAGGAGCGGGCUGUCACCUGUCUUUUGAAAAUAAAUGCAGUCUGUUUUCCGUAAUUACCCUCCGGGCAGAUUUAUGAGCCUCUUUCCCCAUUCGGAACAUUGGCCUCCUCUUCUUUUUCUGUUGUUUUGUGUUGAGACCAGUGGCAGUUGCCCCACUGGAAGACUCCUGAGGGACGCCACCCAGGGCAGAACAGCCUUUCACUGGGCUCCGGCUGCGGGAUUUCCACCUUGGCUCUGCCUCCUCCAGUGGGGGUAAACCCACAGUGACUUCAACACAAGGAAGGCACGAGAGCGGUGCUGCAUGUGCUGGAAUGAGCUUGUCU
Molecule: messenger RNA, 6539 nt
Organism: Chroicocephalus ridibundus (black-headed gull)
Lineage: Eukaryota; Metazoa; Chordata; Aves; Charadriiformes; Laridae
Product: exocyst complex component 1-like
Exons: 17
Coding region: 2670-4778 (702 amino acids)
Biological process (GO): exocytosis; Golgi to plasma membrane transport
Cellular component (GO): plasma membrane; exocyst
Molecular function (GO): phosphatidylinositol-4,5-bisphosphate binding
Source: RefSeq, a predicted model, not a curated record